Molecule: messenger RNA, 948 nt
Organism: Glycine soja
Lineage: Eukaryota; Viridiplantae; Streptophyta; Magnoliopsida; Fabales; Fabaceae
Product: coatomer subunit zeta-2-like
Exons: 6
Coding region: 107-646 (179 amino acids)
Biological process (GO): intra-Golgi vesicle-mediated transport; retrograde vesicle-mediated transport, Golgi to endoplasmic reticulum; intracellular protein transport
Cellular component (GO): COPI vesicle coat
Source: RefSeq, a predicted model, not a curated record
AAAAUAAUAAAUAAAAAUAGAACCGAAUUCUCAAGUCAAGGGAUGCUUGAGUUGACAGAAGUUGAAAAUUUUGGUUGAGUGAGAGGCUUGUCUUUGUUCCGCUACCAUGUCUCAUGAGACAUGCCCUUCUGUAAAGAAUGUCCUUCUUUUGGAUUCCGAUGGGAAACGUGUUGCGGUCAAAUACUUCUCUGAAGACUGGCCGACAAAUAGUGCCAAGGAAAAUUUUGAGAAAGUUGUAUUCAACAAGACUCAGAAAACCAAUGCCCGCACGGAAGCAGAAAUAGCAAUGUUUGAGAAUAACAUUGUUCUUUACAAGUUUGUCCAAGAUCUUCACUUCUUUGUUACCGGUGGUGAUUAUGAAAAUGAGCUUAUCUUAGCCACAGUUCUGCAGGCAUUUUUUGAUUCUGUGGGCCUUCUGCUCAGAGGCAAUGUAGACAAGAAGGAAGCACUAGAGAACUUGGAUCUCAUUCUAUUGUGCAUUGAUGAAAUUGUUGAUGGCGGUAUCAUACUUGAAACUGAUCCAAAUGUUAUAGCUGGGAAAGUUGCUAGUAAUAGUAUAGAUUCUGGAGCUCCUUUGUCCGAACAGACACUAAGUCAAGCAUUGGCCACAGCCAGGGAACAUCUUGCAAGGUCCCUUCUUAAAUGAUUCAUAUGGCAUUUCACAAUGACGGAGGAAACUUGUCUUUAGGUUUUUCCUAUAAACGUUUAUAAGAAAGAACCUCAUUGCAUUCUCGAGAAGUCGAACCUGGAUGUUGAUGUUACUUGCGUAGUGAAAGUUAAUAUUGACAUGCUAAUACAGGCUAUUCUAGCAGUACUUUUCUUCUGGCGAUUUGUUAUUUUAGUUACCUAUUAAAUUUCAGGAUGGUGGCAUAUUCCGUAUGUUCCAAAAAUUUCAUAGGAAUCAAUUUUAGUGCAUACUAAUUCUAAACUCUUAUGUUACCCCCCCCA